Phyllostomus discolor (pale spear-nosed bat) is the source of this 3666-nucleotide messenger RNA. It is a transcript of the gene BROX, whose product is annotated as BRO1 domain and CAAX motif containing. The record is from RefSeq and is a predicted model, not a curated record. Lineage: Eukaryota; Metazoa; Chordata; Mammalia; Chiroptera; Phyllostomidae. The transcript has 13 exons. Bases 357 to 1592 code for a protein of 411 amino acids.
UCGGCUGAGGCGGCCGGGCCACCUCUGCUCGUCCUCUCUGGACACGGGACUGCAGUUCGGGAGGAAAGACUAGGGCGGAGCCGUCAGGGAAGAGCCCGGGAACGGAGCGUUCCGCAGCGGCUGCGACCACGCGGCAGCCUCCGCCCCCCAGCGGCCCGCGGCGCCGCCUCGCUAGCUGUCAUGGCCGCCGGGUCACGUGACCCCGGCGCCGCGCAGGCCCGGUUCCCCGCCGCGCCAGCCCCGUAGCCGGCUCCCCGCCUCCCUCCCUUUCUCGCCGGGCCACUCGGACGCUGCCUGUCUUCCCUUAGGAGGACUGCUGCCCGGACUCCGAGACAUCCGGAAACAUCUGGAGAAAAAUGACACAUUGGUUUCACAGGAACCCACUAAAAGCCACAGCUCCCGUUUCUUUUAACUACUAUGAGAUCGUCACUGGUCCCACCGCUUCAAAAAUUUGCAGCGACCUGAGGUCGUCCAGAGCACGGCUGCUGGAGCUGUUCACGGACCUGAGCUGCAACCCAGAGACGAUGAAGAGUGCAGCAGAUGCGUACUUCUCACUUUUACAAGGUUUCAUAAAUUCAUUGGAUGGAUCUAGCCAAGAAAGUAAGUUACGAUAUGUUCAAAAUUUCAAGUGGACGGAUACAUUACAAGGACAGGUUCCAAGUGCCCAGCAGGACGCUGUUUUCGAGUUAGUUUCCAUGGGAUUUAAUGUAGCUCUGUGGUACACGAAAUAUGCUUCAAGGCUGGCUGGAAAAGAAAACAUAACAGAAGAGGAGGCGAAAGAGGUCCAUCGAAGCCUGAAAAUUGCAGCUGGGAUUUUUAAGCAUUUAAAGGAAAGUCACAUCCCAAAGCUUAUCACACCUGCAGAAAAGGGGAGAGACUUAGAAGCACGACUCAUCGACGCUUACAUCGUCCAGUGUCAGGCUGAAGCUCAAGAAGUGACAAUAGCUCGAGCAAUAGAACUGAAGCACGCUCCUGGACUAAUCGCUGCCCUCGCCUACGAAACAGCGAACUUCUAUCAAAAAGCUGAUCAUACUUUAUCCAGUUUGGAGCCUGCGUACUCUGCCAAAUGGAGAAAAUAUCUUCUCUUGAAAAUGUGCUUCUACACGGCUUACGCCUACUGCUACCACGGGCAGACUCUGCUGGCUAGCGACAAGUGUGGUGAAGCAAUCCGGUCUCUCCAGGAAGCAGAAAAACUUUAUGCAAAGGCAGAAGCGCUGUGCAAAGAAUACGGAGAAACCAAAGGACCCGGACCCACAGCCAAGCCUUCGGGACACCUGUUCUUUAGGAAGCUCGGCAGCCUCGUGAAGAAUACCCUGGAAAAGUGCCAGAGAGAAAAUGGGUUCAUUUACUUCCAGAAAAUUCCGACGGAAGCCCCGCAGCUGGAACUCAAGGCCAACUACGGUCUCGUGGAGCCUGUGCCUUUCGAGUUUCCUCCCACGAGCGCGCACUGGACCCCGGAGGCGCUGGCCGCGUUCGAUCUCACCAAAAGACCCAAGGAUGACGGCACCAAAGCCAAACCGGAAGAAGCGGUGAAGCCCAUGAAGGAGCCAGACGUCAGGCCUCAAAAGGACACCGGGUGCUCCGUCUCCUAAAGCGCGCGUGGGCUCUCCACUGGUAGACGCGAGGGGCCGGGGCCUGCAGAUCACUCCCCGGAGAGGGUUUCUCUGAAGCCUGUCGAAUGAUUGCGUGCACUCCGAGGGCGUCUGCCUCCAGCUUAGGUCUAGAUAUUUAAUACCGGCGAGGGUUCCCGCUUCGUCUCCACACUCCCUUGUAGCCAGGACACGUGGAAGGUGUUGAAUAGUGUGUUAGAGGGUUGGGUCCUCCCCAACCCAAACCCUGGGUGGUAACAUGACAGGUUAACGCAUUAUAGGCCAGAAUCAUGUGUUUCUGGGUAUGUUUUUCUAUCUUCACAAAGAAAGCUUUUUCAUUUUCCUUCCUCUUACCUUGAUCCCAGGAGAACGGCAGGAGUCGGUCUUAGACACACAUUGUCCCCAUCACCAUUUCGUGAGUUGAAGCACAGGCUUAGGUUCUGAGUUAUCUUUUCCGGUGGAAAAAAUGUCCCUUACAGUUCAAGAUCAGAAAAUGUUUAUACCCAGUCCUGUAACAUACAUUCAAACCUAUAGUUUGCUCAAAAGUCAGUGUUGGUAGGAAUGGAGGGGCUGUUUAAGAAUUUGUCUCCUGGUGGCCCUGCUCUCCCUUCGGCCUUGGUGAGACCUGCAGUGGCUUUUGCAAGUUCCUCGCUCACGGGCGUUUCACUUAGAGGGAAGAACCUUGUAACAGCUCGUACAGUUUCCGUGUGCAGGGAGGCAGAAGGAGAGCUUUUUGGAGAAGUCAGACAUUGCAUGAUGUAAAAGAGAAACUUCAGCCAUAAAGGAGAUGAGCUGUUCUGAAUUACACUGGUAACUCGACUUCUUUGUUUAAGAAGUUACCAUACAAUGCUUUCGUUACCUGAUUUCAGUGUACCUUGCUUUUGUAUGGUUUUCUAACACACACCUCCUGUCAGAAUUGUGUUGCUUUAGGCCAGAGGCCAUAGCAAAAACUUAAUAAAGCAUUCAGAUACAGUAUGAUCUUACAGAUAGCUUGUAACACAUGAACAGUUUAGUGUCUGUACAGACUUGGGGUAUGGUGGGUGCAUAAUACUUUCACAAAAGUCACACAUCUGUAGGUUUAUCUUCUUUCGGUGAUUCGCUGGAGCAUUAGCUGAUUUUCCUGUUAUAGAUGGAUUGGCUCCCUUAAUAAAAAUCAUUAAGAGUGGUGUAAAUGGAGAGCUCACUGCGUUCAAGGCACCGCGCUGAGCCCUCGCGUGGAUGGACCCGUGAGUCCACGCAGUGGCUCGGAGAAGCGUGGACAGUCUGCAUGAAGGGUGGAACAGGAGUGACCAUUCAUGGCGAAGAAUAAACAGAUCAUGCCCAUCUGGAUCAAUGUUGUGUUCACGGACGUGAUUACUUAAAUCAUAACUUGGGCUCUUGAUAAAAGCCACAUGGCGUUUUUUAAAAUACAUGGAAAUGCUACCAAAAAUAAUACAUGGAAAGGCUCCUUGCUGUAAAACACUUGAUAGUUGAACCUGCAGUUUCCAGAAUAACUGGAGUUAUAAUUGAACAGUUAAGUUUGCUGUAUAUAGUAAAAAUAUUUUGAUUAAAUUUCUCUGCAUUCUGAUUAUAAAAUAUAUACCAUGAACUGACAAGGUCCCAUAGUGCUCGAUGCCAUUGUCUCACUGGUGACCUCAGUGUGCUUGGGUGCCAGAGCUUGUUAACCGAGUUACUGAAUUCUCACCUGACAUCACCGUGGAUCGUACUACCACACACGGAGUGAGAGUGUGGCAGACGCCCUGAGCUUCUGUAAAGUGGCGUAAAUACAGGUAUUUUACUGUGUCAUUGGCAGCUUGGACAUUAGCAGAUAAAUACACUGUUGACUCGGCCAAGGGGACAGACACUUGGUGACUAAAAUAUCCCAUUAUUUGUCAGAGCCCUUGAAAGAGUGUUGGGAAUCUGGGCAGCUGAGAAACAGGUUGCAGGGAGGGUACGGAGGGGUGGAGCUUCGGUGUUCACUGUUGCACACGCUUCACACUCCAUCUCCAGUGGAUCAGGACAGCUGGCGUUCCGCUACACGCAUUGUUUGUAUAAUGGACUAUCCUUAUUUAUGAAAAUAAAAGUAAUUUUACUAACA